This is a messenger RNA of Prorocentrum cordatum, 997 nucleotides long. The record is from the annotation of a GenBank genome assembly. NCBI's taxonomy places the organism in Eukaryota, Dinophyceae, Prorocentrales, Prorocentraceae.
GGUAGGAGGCAUUUGCGUGGAAGCGCAAUUGGCAAACAUCAUCUGUGAGUGAAGGCGCGCUCUGUUCUACGCCUCCAUCCUCCGACCCCGUCCACUCGGAUCCCACAUGGGCGGCCGCAUCGGAUCUCGACCCCUUCCUAGGACCCUUUUUGUUCGACGCCCUUGUGCUCGACGCCCGGAUCUGUUCGGGCCCCUGCCGUCGCGACUUUCUGUUCGACGUCCGGAUUUGGAAGACUCAGCGUUCCCUGGCCGCCCCAACGGGAGGUUCCGGGACUACCGCCGUGCGGGCGGCGACGGCGAGCGUAGCGGAUGGCUGGCGCCCGACCCGGGCCUGCUGGAGCUCCCGCCGGCAUCUCGGGGCUGGCACAGCACGGACUUCGCCGCCGGCGACGUCGCGGUGUUCGGCAUGGACCUGCUGCACACCACGGUGCCGAACACCACCCGCUCCUUCCGGCUGUCGUGCGACACCCGGUGGCAGCCGGCCGCGGCGCCGCCGCCCGCGGGCGUCACCGUGGGCCCGUGGAGGCGUGAGGCGCGGCUGCGGGCGGCCGCGGCGGCCGCAGCGCGGCGCCCCUCCGAGCCUGCCUCCGACGGCUCCCCCGCCCCGAGGGCCGAGGUCGUGGGCGCCGCGCCGGGGCGGAUGGGGCCGCCUGGGGCCGAGUUUGAUCCGCCCCAUCGGUUGGCAAAAAGGUGCUGUCAAUCGUCAUCGGUCGCGUCUGCACUGUGGACCGCCCAGGCCGCCGCAGAUGGACGGGCCUCGGCCGAUUGAGGUGGUGACGAACCUCAGCUGCCAUGCAUGAUUCGCCCGUGCUGAGGCGCAACGCCAGCCGCUUUCAAAACGUCCGUGUCAACACUGCGCGUUUUGAAACAGCGUGUUUUUCCACGCUUCGGUUCCGUGUUGCGAACUGGUGCAACUAAGCCCCUCGCUUCGAUGGCCGAGGUCGCGGGCGACGAGCAUGUUCCAUACCGUCGCGGCUUGGACACCAAGGCUCCAAGG